This is a messenger RNA of Arabidopsis thaliana (thale cress), 918 nucleotides long. Its product is annotated as Ribosomal L18p/L5e family protein. The coding region runs from base 517 to 918 and encodes 133 amino acids. Gene Ontology annotation, molecular function: structural constituent of ribosome. Lineage: Eukaryota; Viridiplantae; Streptophyta; Magnoliopsida; Brassicales; Brassicaceae. Gene Ontology annotation, biological process: translation. Gene Ontology annotation, cellular component: ribosome. The record is from RefSeq and is marked reviewed. The transcript is spliced from 2 exons.
GCCCAUUACGAUUGGACCAAGUAAAACAACAUGGAUACUUGGUUAUUGGUGUAAAACCCGACCCGCUUCGUUUAUACCGACUUCUUCGUCGUCACUCGUCCACCUUCCUUAAUCUUGGCGCUCUGGUGAUUUCUCGUCGCAACGUUUCUUCUUGAUUAGCUCAAGUUCAAUCCCCCUUAACUUUAGCUUUUGAGUAUAUUCUUGGCUGGAAUUGCUGCAUGUAAGGUGUUCGACGAAAUUCCUCUGAGAGAUUAAUUAGUAGAGAAGCUUCAUUUCAAAGGGGGUUAAACUAAAACUAACGCAAAUUACGAGCUUUAUAUCCAUACUUUUGUUUGUAGUGAUUAUAUUUGAUUGGAACGAUUUAUCAAUCUCAAUUUCACGUGAUCCAUUAAAAACAUCGAACAUCGAAACACCAAAAUUGAAAUUUAAUGUAAAAGAGAUAAAGAAUUUGGUUCAAGUUUCUCUUUUUCAGUGCUUACAAUGUUGAGUAUUUGUUGUGUGUUUUUGUAGAAGCAAAUGACAGUUUUGAAAAGGUACGUCUUAAGGCUGUUCAUGUCGAUCAAGUACAUAACAGCAAACGUAGUGGACAGAAACAACGGGAGAAUAGUGACGACAGCUUCAACCGUAGAGCACACGAUCAAGAACUCCCUAGAGUGUGGCCGUACUUGCAAUGCUAAGGCGGCGGCUAUCGUAGGAGAGGUUUUAGCAAUGAGGCUGAAAGUGGAAGGGCUUCAGGAUGGGCAAGGAAGAGGAAUACAUGCUGAUGUCAAGAAAGAAAUCGAAAAGAAAGGGUUUAAGAGUCGAACUAAGGUAUGGGCUGUUAUUAACUCUCUUAGAAACAAUGGUGUUACACUCAUUCUUGACGAUGAUGAUGAUGAUGAUGAGUAUCGUGAUCGUUCUUUUGAGGGUCAUCGGUGA